AGAACAGCAGACUGAUCCACACAGGCAGCAGCCAGUGAAUGAGACUCAGGCGGGGAGAGGAGGAACAGGGCAUGUGUAAAAGUGUCCAGUAACCAGGGACAACCAUAGAAGCACAGCAGCAGCAGUGGCUCCCAGGGAGGCAGAUCCUGCAGAGAGGGGAGAAGGAGGCCUGAGUCAGCCUCCACAGUAGCAGCAAGCAGACUCUCCCAGCCUCUACACUGUCAGGGGCACAGAGCAGUGAUAUCUGAGCUGCAGCAGAGGCACAAAGACAUCUAGCCAGGUAGCACACCCAGACACAGAGCACUCUCCCCCCUCUGAGGAGGCUGGAAGGAGGCUGGGAAAGGGCCUCGACUCAGGAAGGUCUGGGAACUGGAGGCUGCAAUUCAUGAAUUGACCAUCAGUUCUCACCAUGGGGAAAUCUAACAGCAAACUGAAGCCUGAGGUGGUGGAGGAGCUGACCAGGAAAACCUACUUUACGGAGAAGGAGGUACAACAGUGGUAUAAAGGCUUCAUCAAGGAUUGCCCUAGUGGUCAGCUGGACGCUGCAGGAUUCCAGAAGAUUUACAAACAGUUUUUCCCAUUUGGAGACCCCACAAAAUUUGCCACUUUUGUCUUCAAUGUUUUCGACGAGAACAAAGACGGGCGGAUUGAGUUUGCAGAGUUUAUCCAGGCCUUGUCUGUCACCUCGCGCGGGACCCUGGAUGAGAAACUGAGAUGGGCAUUUAAACUGUAUGACUUGGAUAAUGAUGGGUACAUCACACGAAAUGAGAUGCUGGACAUUGUGGAUGCAAUUUAUCAGAUGGUGGGUAACACAGUAGAGCUGCCCGAGGAGGAGAACACGCCAGAGAAAAGAGUUGACCGGAUUUUUGCAAUGAUGGACAAGAAUUCAGAUGGUAAACUGACUUUGCAGGAGUUUCAAGAAGGAUCAAAGGCAGACCCCUCGAUUGUGCAGGCACUAUCUCUGUAUGAUGGUUUGGUAUAGGGAUCACUCACCACAGCUGUGUGUAAAUGCCCUGGGUAAUAUUAUCCUUCCUGUACCACCAGACCAUGUCAGCAGCUUAUCUUCCUCUUUUCAAUCACUCCCACAUGACGCAAGGACGAGGUCACCCAUUCCAGCCAGCCCUCUCCUCUCCUGAGAUCCUUCACACGGGGCGCUGGUGGCCCACCGGAGAGCGCAGGAAUGCCAUCCACAGCUAUGUCCCGGUACCAAACGUGCUUCAGUUUUCCUGACGUCCCAUCUCCUUCCUGCUGCUUCUUGUGUUUCCUUGCGCUCUGAGAGGAUUGCCUAUACACAAGGAAGAACCAGCCCUUCCCCCUUGGUCCUGGACUAUGUUCCAGCGGUCCACCCUGGGAAUGAACAAAUCCUCAAACUGUAUGACUGGGUAAUGGAGGAGCGGAGGCAAAAGGUGAUGGUUGCAGGAGAGGACAUACGAGACUAAUUAAGGUUGUCUUGCAGUAUUUUUAGAUACAAGGACAUUCUUGGGGACAUCAUAGGAGAAUGCUACUAAAGGACGCGGCUGGUUCUGUGUUUGUCAUACGCACGGCAGUCCAUGGAUUUGGGUCAAUUUACAUGAUGCUGAAUUGUGCUUUUUUUUGUGAAUAAGUGAUUUUUUUAUACAUAUAUAUAGCUAAUGUUUUUAUUUAUUUUUAAUGUAGUUAUCGUCACCUGCUUUUAUCGGAUAGGUGAGGGAAAAAUGUGUAUUGGCUGCAAUUCACCUCUCUUGUUUUGGGUGUUUCAUAGUCCAUUAAUACACAUAUACCUUAUGCAAUGGAAGGGUCAUCAAAUACAUGACAGCUUUUUAUUA
This is a messenger RNA of Pseudophryne corroboree (corroboree frog), 1805 nucleotides long. It is a transcript of the gene NCS1, whose product is annotated as neuronal calcium sensor 1. Bases 410 to 982 code for a protein of 190 amino acids. The transcript is spliced from 8 exons. Gene Ontology annotation, molecular function: calcium ion binding; calcium sensitive guanylate cyclase activator activity. Lineage: Eukaryota; Metazoa; Chordata; Amphibia; Anura; Myobatrachidae. The record is from RefSeq and is a predicted model, not a curated record.